Messenger RNA from Vanessa tameamea, 1704 nucleotides. RefSeq lists its product as uncharacterized. The record is from RefSeq and is a predicted model, not a curated record. The transcript has 10 exons. NCBI's taxonomy places the organism in Eukaryota, Metazoa, Arthropoda, Insecta, Lepidoptera, Nymphalidae. The coding region runs from base 1 to 1605 and encodes 534 amino acids. Gene Ontology annotation, cellular component: ciliary basal body; centrosome; centriole. Gene Ontology annotation, biological process: centriole replication; centriole-centriole cohesion; ciliary basal body organization.
AUGGAAGAACAUACAUGCGCGGCGCGGGGCGGCGGCGCGGGGCGGCGCGUGCGCGGCGCGGCGUGCGGCGCGCUGGCGGCGGCGGCCGCGCACAGGUGCGUGCGCUGCGCGCUCGCCGCCACCAAGGACUGUCUCUACAACUUGCUGGUCACGCUGACACCUAUAAAUGAAGAAGAAAAAGACGUAGAUUGUAUAUAUGCGCGUGCGCAAGCGUUGCACCUCCUGGCCGCCUUAUUGAGCGAGCGUGCGGCCAGUGACACCGUGUGGUGGGAAUUAAAGAAGAACAACUUGAUGCUCUUCCAUCUGUUGCUUCAGGCUUUGGAAAGUGACGACCUUGAGUUACAAGAAGCCGCAAUGCACUGUUUAACGCAGUUGGCUCGGUCGUUAUCUCACAAUAAUUGUAACGAUAAAUCUAAAGAUCAAUGCCACGUCGAUUUCUUCAAUGACUUUCCAUCGCCACACGCACGGGAAGCAGAUGACAGACUAUGCGCCGGUGACGGUGCAAGGAACGAUUGUCAGCCGGAAUAUAUAGUCGAGGAGUUUUGUAAGAUAAUGAUGAAUAUGUAUCAAGAUCUCACCGAUAAAAAGAAGUGUCUUUCCAGUCAAGACGAGACGUGGUCGCUGGUGUGCAGCUGCCUGUGCUCGCUGCAGCGCGCGAGCGGGCGCGCCCGCGCCUACUGCGUGCACCGACGCUUCCCGCGCGCGCUUGUCGGCGCCUUGCAGAGCCUUCGCGACGCGCUCUCGCUGCGAGGGAAACCGGUCGACGUUAUUAAAAAUGCUGAUCAUGAACCAACCUUCAACAGUUUAAACUGGGUUCUGACGCUCGUCACCUGCUCGAUGUUCGAAUGUCCCCCUGCCAAAAACCUUUUUGCGGAGGAUUUGGCCCUCUCCCUCAUCAGACUUUGGCCGUGGUGUAUGAUGACUGAAUCUUUGAGAGAUUCUCUUAUGAGUUUACUUAUUACCUUCACCAAUGAUUUUUCUAGAGCGUGGUCCAGUAUGUGCAGCUGCGUGGGCGGACGCAGUCUGCUAAACGAAGUUUGCUCGCUCGUCAAUCGUGAAGCCUCACGUCCGCGGCCCACUUCCCUCCUGCAGCGCGCACUACGGAUAUUGAGACACUGUGCACCCCACCAGCACUGUAGAACUAUAAUAAUUAAGAACGACAUCCUGUCUCGCAUGAACAAGGUGAGCGGGCGGCGCGGCUGCGCGCCCGACGAGUGGUGCCGGCUGGGCGAGGCGCUGGCGCGGCACGCGGAGGGCGCGGCGGCGCUGCUGGCGGGCGCGCGCGCGGCGCCGGCGCGCCUGCUGCCCGCGCUGGCGCACGCCGCGCACCACCAGCGACUGGCGUUCCUGCAGUCGCCGGAUCUAUUGGAUCUUUUGUCGAGCAGCCUCCUCACAGGCGACACUUCGGAGAUCGUGUCGGCGGCGCGGGCGGUGUGGGCGCUAGCGGCUAACAACCACAGGGCUAAAUUAGUCCUUCGUAGCGCGGGUAUGCCAGUAGCUGUGCAGUCGUCCCUACAUCGCUUGCAAAAGAACGCCUCAGACGAGGCUACAAAGCGCGCCAUCCAGCUUCUUACUUAUACACAAACCGUUCUGCAAGCUACAUGAUUUAAUUGAAUUAAGGACAUUAUUUGGUCAAUCAUAUAAGAUGUUAAUUUUAACGUUGUUUAGUAUUUAUUUAUGAAUUUAAUAUAAAAUAUACAAUUU